AUGGAGCGAUGCUCAUCAAUCGAACUUCGUCGAUCUCUAUCGAAAAUGUGCCUACUGCUUCUUCUUUCAUUUUUCACAACAAUUAUAAUUAAUAUUUUAUUACCAAGUUUUAUUUCCAAAACUCAAACAUCGCCAUCAGUCAGUCUACUUGCAUCAAGUCAUAUAUUCUUUCCAUCGGAUUUAAUUCCUUUACAUUAUUCUCAACAACAUCAUCAUGAAUUACAAACACAUUAUGAAAAACAAGAUUUAUCAGAUAAAAGACGAUCAUAUAUAAAAGAUCAAUCACAACAGAAGAAUGUAUCGAAUGACCUUCGCCAAGAAGCUGAAACAGCACUUCAUGUAGCACUUGAUUUGAUCAAAUCAAAUAAAGUUAAAAAGGCACGAAAAGUAUUUGAACAUGCUUUAAUACUUGAUCCUCAUAAUUCAGAAAUACUUGUUGAAUAUGGACAAUUUCUUGAAUAUUAUCAUAAAGAUUUAAUACGUGCUGAACAUUUCUAUACUCGUGCACUUGUUAAACAACCAGAUCAUUUUCGUGCAUUAGAACUUAAAAAACGAACAUUACCAUUAGUUCAAGAAAUUGAUCAAAAACAUUUUACAUUUAUUGAUAAUCUUCUUAAAGAAUUUUAUCGUAUUCCAGAUACAAAUCCAUAUUUAAGACGUGCUAAACGUGAUGCUUAUUAUUUACAUAUUUAUCAUUCCAAUGGUAUUGAAGGUAAUACAUUAGAUCUUCGUGAAACACGAUAUAUUGUUGAAACACGUAUGGCUGUUGCUGGAAAAUCUCUUGUUGAACAACAAGAAGUACUUGGUCUUGAUUUAGCUUUACAAUAUGUUAAUUGUACAUUAGUUAAUCGUCUUGGUACAAUAACACGUGAAGAUAUUCUUGAAAUUCAUCGUCGAGUUUUAGGUUUCGUUGAUCCAAUUGAAGCUGGUCAAUUACGUCAACAUCAAGUAUAUGUUGGAUCAUUUAUUCCACCAUCAGCAACAGAAGUUCCCGAAUAUCUUGAUGAUUUUCUUCAAUGGCUUAAUUCAUUAGAAGAUACAGAAGAUCUUCAUGCUAUUGAAUUAGCUGCUAUAGCACAUUAUAAAUUUGUUUAUAUUCAUCCAUUUAUUGAUGGAAAUGGUCGAACAGGACGUUUAUUAAUGAAUUUAAUUCUAAUGAGAUCUGGUUUUCCACCGGUGAUUAUCGAGAAAUCUGAACGUUUUAUUUAUUAUUCAUAUUUAGAUCAAGCAAAUAAUGGAGAUGUUCGACCAUUAAUACGUUUUAUAGCAAAAUGUACUGAACGAACUCUAACAAACUUUAUUCAUCAAUCACUACCAACAAGAACUACUGGUCAAGAAUUAAAAUUGAAUGAUGAUGUUGAUGAUGAUGAUAAUGAAAGCAAACUUAUGAACGAUCGAGUAAUUAUGGUUGAUUAG
Messenger RNA from Adineta steineri, 1416 nucleotides. The record is from the annotation of a GenBank genome assembly. NCBI's taxonomy places the organism in Eukaryota, Metazoa, Rotifera, Eurotatoria, Adinetida, Adinetidae.